Molecule: messenger RNA, 2867 nt
Organism: Scophthalmus maximus (turbot)
Lineage: Eukaryota; Metazoa; Chordata; Actinopteri; Pleuronectiformes; Scophthalmidae
Gene: plg
Product: plasminogen
Exons: 18
Coding region: 106-2613 (835 amino acids)
Biological process (GO): proteolysis
Cellular component (GO): extrinsic component of plasma membrane
Molecular function (GO): signaling receptor binding; serine-type endopeptidase activity
Source: RefSeq, a predicted model, not a curated record
GCUGUCCUAUUUAUCUUACCAAUGUACUCAGAGGAGCCCAGUAAUAAAACAGGAGGUACCUCUGUCAGUGAGGUGACUAUGCACUGCUAGUUUGGGGGUCUCAGCAUGGACCUCUACAAAGCAGCUUUUGUCCUGGGAGCCCUCACCUGCACUGUGAGUGGCAUCAAUGUGGACAGCUAUGCCAAAACAGAAGGGGCGUGGAUCCUCUCAUUGAACAAGCGACAUUAUACAGUAAACACUGUGGCUGAGUGUGCCGCCAAAUGUGACGCUGAAACAACCUUCACAUGCAAGUCGUUCAUGUAUGUUGAAAAGGAUCAAGAGUGUUGGACAGCAACAGAAAACUCAAAAUCCGACACACUGCUGCGUAGAACCAGUGCAGCUUUAUAUGAAAAAAAAGAAUACCUCCUGGAGUGUGGAAAUGGAUUAGGAACAGAUUACAGAGGAACAAAUUCAAGAACAAAAUCAGGAAAGAUGUGUCAGAGAUGGGACGCUACAUUCCCACAUAGACCAAAUUUCACCCCAAAGACCCACCCUCGAGCAGACCUGGACUCCAACUUCUGCAGAAAUCCUGAUGCUGACAGCGGUGGACCCUGGUGUUACACCACCGACAUCAACACCCGAUGGGAGCACUGUAAUGUAGCCAGCUGCACCGAUGACUGUAUACACUGCAGUGGUGAAAACUACAGAGGGAAAAUCUCCACCACUGAAAAUGGCUUCACCUGCCAACGCUGGGACUCCCAGAAACCUCACAACCAUGGCUACAUCCCCAGCGUACUCCCAGAAAAGUACCUUGAAGAUAACUACUGUAGAAACCCUGAUGGAGACCCUAAACCCUGGUGCUUCACCACCAGCCCAUCCAAACGAUGGGACUUCUGCUCCAUUCCUCGCUGCACGUCCGAGCCUCCCACCAUCAUUCCAGAGGUGACCUGUGCCACUGGUGAGGGCGGAGCGUACCGAGGCACGAUCGCUGUGACGCAGUCUGGCAAAACCUGCCAGAGCUGGUCGGCUCAGACACCACAAAAACACAACAAGACCCCGGACAACUACCCCUGCAAAGGCCUCGAUAACAACUACUGUCGUAACCCCGACAAUGAGAGGAUGCCCUGGUGUUACACCACUGACCCCGAAAUUCGCUGGGAGUACUGCAAGGUGAAGAGCUGUGGGGACGCACCAGGACCAGACGAGCCAGUGAUCCCCACAGAGGAGGAAGACUGUUAUGAGGGGGACGGGACGAGUUACCGUGGCGUCACAACAGAGACCAUCAGCGGAAAGAAAUGUCAAGGUUGGAGCUCCAUGACUCCUCACAGCCAUACGAAAACUCCACAGAAAUACCCCACAGGGGACCUCAGGAGGAAUCUGUGCAGGAACCCCGACGGUGACCGGGCUCCCUGGUGUUACACAACGGACCCCAGCGUCCGUUGGGAGUACUGCAACUUGGAGAAAUGUUCCAUUGGUUCUUCAGGAGCACUACCAACCAAACCGCCUGUACCCAACCCCCCUUCCACCGUCACCCAGGCCCCAGCAGCGAAGGGUAAAUCAUUUUGUUUGUCAGAUUUUGAGAUUCAUUGGGAUUUUUCCAAUUCCUAUAUACACCCCCUUGCUUCUCUUUGUCUUGCUGUGUUAGACUGUAAGGUUGGAAGUGGAGGUACAUACCGAGGUCCAACCUCCAUCACUAUCCUGGGUGUGACCUGCCAGGCCUGGAAUGCUCAGAGUCCUCACCAACACAGGAGCUUCACCCCAGAAACACACCCCGACAAGGGCCUGGACGGCAAUAGCUGCAGAAACCCAGAUAACGAUGUGAACGGGCCGUGGUGCUACACUACUGACAGUAACAAGAAAUGGGACUACUGUCAGAUCUCGGAAUGUGCUGGAGAGAAUUGUGGGUCUCCACCUAGCAAACCAAGGCGUUGUUUCGGUCGUAUCGUCGGAGGGUGCGUGUCUAAACCUCACUCAUGGCCGUGGCAAAUCAGCCUCCGCACGAGUAAUGGAGUCCAUUUCUGUGGAGGAACUCUGAUUCACCGUCAGUGGGUCCUCACUGCUGCUCACUGCCUGGAGAGGUCCAAGCGGCCCCAGGCCUACAAGGUUCUGCUGGGCGUCCACACGGAGCGAGCCAACGAGCCAUCGAAGCAGGAGAGGAGGCUGGAAAAACUGGUGCUGGAACCCAGCGGAGCCGACAUCGCUCUGCUCAAACUGCAGAGCCCUGCUCUAAUAAACGACAAAGUCCUGCCAGCAUGUCUGCCAGAUAAGGACUACGUUGUUCCCAGUGGAACAGAGUGUUACGUAACCGGAUGGGGUGAAACUCAAGGAACGGGAGGCGAGGGCAUCCUGAAGGAAACCGGUUUCCCUGUGAUCGAGAAUAAGAUCUGUAAUCGUCCUUCGUAUCUGAACGGCAGAGUCAGAAACCACGAGAUGUGUGCGGGAAACAUCGAGGGAGGAACCGACAGCUGCCAGGGUGACAGCGGUGGUCCUCUGGUGUGUAACGCUCAGAGCCGGUACGUCCUGCAGGGCGUCACGUCCUGGGGUUUGGGAUGCGCCAAUGCCAUGAAGCCCGGCGUCUACGCCCGAGUCUCCAAGUUCAUCGACUGGAUUGAGGCAACCAUCGAAGCCAAUUAAAGAAAACUACCCACCUUGAACAAACAGCUUCAAAGGUGACGAGUCACAGAGAGCCGUUUCAUUUUUGGCUUUUCGAAAACAUUUUAACAUUUAUGUGCUGUUCUGCUGCUGUGACGUUAUCUGAUGUUAACAAGGUGUCUCUGUCACUGGGGCAACAGUAAAGCAAAAUCGAUGAGCAGAGCAAUAGUCCUGGUUUUGGGACGUAAAGGUAUGUUUUCUGUAAGACCUGAUAAAUAAAACUUGAUACGAAGGAA